AUGAAGCUGAUGCUAUUUCCGGUGACAAUGGUUGAAGAAUUUCCACAUGUUCUACUUCAUUAUAAUUUUUCACUCAAAAAAGAUCGCUAUUUUCUAUCACCAUAUGAAGUGGAAAUAUCAAAGCAUGGUUCACAGAGAGCUGUUUGUGAAGUUAUAUCUUCGUCGGAUUUUCUUUGCGCUUUACUUGAUAUCGACCGACCAGCAAUAAUGAAACAAAAUUCAUCUAACAUAACAUCAACAGAUUCAACAACAGCAACAGAAACACCGCCACCGACGACGGCGGCGGCGGCGGUAAAAGCGGACAGCAGUCCAUUGCCUAAUAAUGAAGAAACAAGUGGACGACGUGCACUAUCUUCAUCAUCAUCACCAUCAAUGAAUACAAAUUCGAAUGAUCCACUUUUGGCAAUGAUUCAACAACGUUUAGAUUUUAAACAUCGUUGUAUGUUUUAUUCAACUGGUCCAAUGUCAAAUUUGUGUGUAUGUGCUCUCGAUGUUGAUUACCAUUCGUCAGUUAUAUGUAACGCUAUUGGUUAUACAAAUUUACUUACAUACGAUGAAUUAAUAACGCAGAAAACUACUCAUGAAGACAACAACAACAACAACAACAACAACAAUAGUAUUCAACGAACACCAACAAAAUAUGCACAUAAAAUGCGUCAUCAACAUCGACAACAUAUUCAUCAGUGGAUUUGCCUACGAGAUAUUGUUGAUGGUUUAAUAACGUGUAAUCAUUCGCUUAAAAAUAAAAUUAUAAUGGAAACUUUUUCGAAAAUGAUUCUUUGGGUUAAACAACGAAAUGAACCCAAAGUAGAUAAAUCCGAAUCAUUAACAAUGACAACAACAAAUAUUAAAUUAUUUAAAGCACGAGCACGACAACUUAUUUGGGAUUUAAUGGCAACGAAAACUGAAGUUCGUUUUCCUCUUCCCGUUCAUGGUCGUAUACCAAAUUUUCGUUAUUGUGAAGUAGCUGCUGAAAAUGUAACAAGUUUAGACUGUUUUAAACGUGCACAUGUCAUCAAAAUUAAUCCAUCACUUGCACAAGAAUCUCUUCGUUAUCUAGCAUUAGUUUAUAAUAAAAUACUUUUAACACCUACACCGUCACUUGAUUCAGCAUUAUUUUAUAAAUUAGAACCAAAAUUUCUACGUCGUCAUCAAUUAGAAUGGGCAGCAACAAAAGCUGGUGCUGCUGAAUUAGGUACUGUUAUACAAUUACAAGCAUUAAAACAAAUUCAUGUCGAUUUAAUUAUUGUUGCCUCUGUUGUUGUCGAUCCCAUAACGGGCGCACGUAUUGGUAAAGGUAAAGGUUAUGGUGAUUUAGAAUAUGCAAUUAUGUCACAAAUGGGUUGCGUAUCAAAUAAAACAAUUGUUAUGACAACGUGUCAUGAAAGUCAAUUAAUUAACGAUAUACCAAAUCAUAUUAUGGAACAACAUGAUUUACCUGUGGAUAUUAUUGUAACACCAAAACGAUAUAUUUAUACAAAACGUUUAUUUCAACGACCAAAACGUGUCUAUUGGAAUAAACUUGAUGCUGAUAUGAUGAUAAAUAUUCCAGUUUUACAAGAAUUAAAACGAUUAGAACAACAAAAUAUUAUCAAAUCGCAAUAG
Molecule: messenger RNA, 1605 nt
Organism: Rotaria socialis
Lineage: Eukaryota; Metazoa; Rotifera; Eurotatoria; Philodinida; Philodinidae
Source: the annotation of a GenBank genome assembly